This is a messenger RNA of Aspergillus pseudotamarii, 708 nucleotides long. RefSeq lists its product as uncharacterized. Gene Ontology annotation, cellular component: membrane. Lineage: Eukaryota; Fungi; Ascomycota; Eurotiomycetes; Eurotiales; Aspergillaceae. Gene Ontology annotation, molecular function: transmembrane transporter activity. The record is from RefSeq and is a predicted model, not a curated record. The coding region runs from base 1 to 708 and encodes 235 amino acids. The transcript is spliced from 4 exons.
AUGCAGAAACUUCCACCAGCCUGGUAUCUCUGCUUUAACAUCUUCAUGUUGGGGGCGCUCCUUAUGUGCCAGGCCGUAUCGAAGAACUUCGCCUCUCUCCGCGCUUCGAGUACUGAACAAUUGUCACGCAUUGCAGCAUACUACCUCUGGAAUGGCAUCGGUGUGACUGGUGGUGGGCUUAUUGGCUAUGGGACUGGUAACAUUAAGGGCGCUUUAGAAUCCUGGCGUUAUAUAUUCCUCAUUGUGGGCGCGGCCUGCUCGUCCUGGGACCUUCUGCUAGCGCUGGUGCUUCCCAAUUCUCCCACCACUUUCUGGGGCUUUACUUGUGAGGAGAGACUGAUGAUUAUUGAAGCGUACCUCGACUAUAAGACAUGGCUGUUCUUCCUGCUUGGAGUUGUCGGCAAUAUUCCCAAUGGCGGAAUUUCCAACCCCUUGACCUUGGUGAUCGAAGGCCUCGGAUUCGGUACCUUCCACACGGCCCUACUCGGUAUACCGCAGGGUGUCAUCGUGGUGAUCUGGAUCGUGCUGGGGGCAAUUAUCGAUAACUACCUCCCGAGAAAUAGUCGUACGGUGGUCUCCGCUCUAUUUAUGCUUCCAACCAUUGCUGGCAGCCUUAGGUUUCUUCUUGACGCAAUACGUUUUCGAGGGAGUGAUCACCAAUCGAAGGCCAGAGUUGCCACUGUGAAGCCUAUGCAGGGCCACAUCUAA